Messenger RNA from Entamoeba invadens IP1, 1371 nucleotides. RefSeq lists its product as hypothetical. The coding region runs from base 1 to 1371 and encodes 456 amino acids. The record is from RefSeq and is a predicted model, not a curated record. The transcript has a single exon. NCBI's taxonomy places the organism in Eukaryota, Evosea, Mastigamoebida, Endamoebidae.
AUGGGUAGUGUACGUAUGCGUAUAUUCGAAAAGAAUUCAUUUGAAGAAUCUCUAGUGGAAUCGUUAUACACAAAGCCAAUAGUCAUCUCAAACAUUGUUGAAAUGGACUUUAUAGACUUGGAGUACAACCCAGUCAAACGCGAAGAAAGAACAUCAACCUUUUCUACAAAUGCAUCAUUUAAUAAGAAACCACAGAUUUGUACUUCCAUUAAUAAAUCAAUAUUGGAAUUAAAAAGGUCCUCAUUAAAUCAAGACUAUGGUUAUCAACCACCAGCAAUUGUUGUUGAAAAACCACGAACUCCAUCUCCUCGAAAAUUUCUCAACGAAAAAAGAAUAGUGAAUAAGUCCCGGCUUGAACCAGAACCAAUUAAAACAUUUACAAAAGAAUGUAGUGAAAGAAAAACACAAAAAGAGUACCUCAAUGAAAUUGCACAGAAAACAAAGGAUAUAACUAAAGUUGUUCUUGAAUCCACUGAAGAAGAUGUAGACAACAGUAAAGAAAUCUCUUCAGAAGAAAUAGAGGAACUGCUGAUCGACAAACAAAUAUCUUAUUGUAAUGAUAAGGUUAAGUGUAUAGUUGACAAAACAGUGAUGAAUAAUGAAUUUGUCAGUUGUUACCAAAAUGAGCAACUUAAUGAAUUUGUUGGUCAAAGUAAACCAUCUUCAAGAGGAAACUCAUUUACAAUAAAGUCAAAGCGUGCGCACCCCCUCCCCAAUUGGAACAAGCGGACUGAAAUUCUUUUAAACACUGAAUUAAAAAUGAGCGAAAGUGGUGCUGCUCUUCUUAAACCAACAGAAGAAACUAAAGAUAUUGAAGUGCAUACUGAACAAGUAGAAAUGCUAGAAGCAGAGUUUAUACCUAAUAUAAACGAAUUCAAUCCAAGAGAAAGAACUUCUCUCAGAACACCUCUUGAACAAGAGAAAUACACUUUUGAACAUUCCAAACGUGUGAUUUCAUCGCCACUAUCUCCAACUAUUGGAAGUCCGGAAUUGUCCCCACUUAAAAAACACGAAAAGAUUAAGAAGGAUAUGAAAAAAGUCUCUCUGAAAGAAAAGAUGGAGAAAGUUCUUUUAAGAUGUUUAUCUUCAGAGUCUUCUCCUCGAAGAUUAGAGUCGGUGGUAACUUCUUCUAUCUCGCUUCGAAUAAAAUACCCAGACUUUGAGACAGCUCCAAAAGUUGUAAAAAAAACAUUUCAAAUUCCUACAUUACAAGUCGAUUUAACUCCAGCUUUGGAUUUGAUUGAAACUGACGACGAAGUUGUUUUUGAAAACAAUGAUCUCAAAGAAAAGUAUUCCAAGAAAAAAGAGAAGUCACAGAAUAUAUCAAUGGUAAUGGCGUCUUAUGGAGACUGCUUUUACUCUGUCUACUAA